Paramacrobiotus metropolitanus is the source of this 1280-nucleotide messenger RNA. RefSeq lists its product as uncharacterized. The transcript has 2 exons. Lineage: Eukaryota; Metazoa; Tardigrada; Eutardigrada; Parachela; Macrobiotidae. Gene Ontology annotation, molecular function: protein binding. The record is from RefSeq and is a predicted model, not a curated record. Bases 84 to 1235 code for a protein of 383 amino acids.
UUAAAUAACGUAUUGGCGCUAUUAUUUUUCUGCUGUUCAGUUUGCGUCGAAUGUGUGGCGGGUACCGUUUAAUUUAACAUUGGAUGCUUGUUGUACUUGUGCCAGUUGUGCUUCCUCAACCAUGGACUGGAGCUGGUCCUGUAUUUUAUUUAUUAACCUUCGUCUUCGCGAUAAUUUUUGAUCGGCUCAUUCUUCCGUGUAUUUCAUGGGCAAUGAAAGGCAGUCCGGAACCACAAAAAGCCCAGAAGAACAAGAAAUCUCUUUUGCCCGAUCGUCGGCUGGUGGGCGUAUCUCUUGGAUACCAAAUUUCCACGGAGAAAUUUGUGGGCAAGAAGGUGUACGAUCUUGAUGAUGGACCGCAUGACCGUUGGAAAUACUCUUACGAAAUCCCUGUGGAGAAGCAGUGGGACUAUCCAGAGAUUCCCCAAUCCCAGUGGACUGUCAGUAUUUGUGUGGAGAACUGCUGGAACGAACAUGGAGGUUACUCUGGAAUGAAGCCCAUAAUGAAGAUUACACCCUCUGAGGACUGCAAAAGCCUGACCAGUCCGUACAGUAUAGUGGUGGUGGGAGAAAUCAGAGUGUCCAAUAGGUAUACAACCGGCUGUAGCGUGAUCUCAAUUGGGCCCGAUGGAUGGGCUCAUUCCUCAGCCCCAAAAGACGAUGUCAAGUUGACCGAUUUACUGUGCUGUAAAUUUAGGCCCGAUCGCGAGGGUAACUACAGCCACAAGUACCCGGCUCUUCUGGAGGGAAAUAUCUACGUCAUACUGACCUUUCACGUCGGCCGGUACGUGCGCAGCGACCUGAAACAUCUCUGGGAGUCAAAAGCUCUGGCAGACUCCACACUGGUUUCCACUGAUGAUCAGACGUUUCCUGUGCAUCGGGACAUCUUAGCUGCACAGUCGCCGGUGUUUGCUGGGUUGUGGCCAGACAUUAAAACGGAAGCGAAAGGUGUGGGGAGCAUCCCGGACAUCAGUGGAGAAUUGCUAAGUAUUCUGCUGAAUUUUGCAUACACACGGGAACUAUCGCAUAACGCCAACGGAAAAUUGGAAGAGCUGUGGAAGACUGCCAAGGAGUUUGGCAUGAAAGAGCUGUCGGCGGCUUGUGAAUCCCGCAUGAUAAGCAUCUUCGACCAGACGAAUGCCCUGCGCUACUUUGCUUUCGCUCGUGAGCACGGUUUGGUGAAACUGCAGCGAAUGGUCGGGACGUACAUUGGCAAGAAUCCAAUGGCAGUGUGAAAAACUACACUCAUUUUUUGAAGCGACAUGGUUCACUUUCUUCUU